Diabrotica virgifera virgifera (western corn rootworm) is the source of this 3454-nucleotide messenger RNA. RefSeq lists its product as uncharacterized. Gene Ontology annotation, biological process: regulation of transcription by RNA polymerase II. The transcript is spliced from 3 exons. Lineage: Eukaryota; Metazoa; Arthropoda; Insecta; Coleoptera; Chrysomelidae. The record is from RefSeq and is a predicted model, not a curated record. Bases 184 to 1551 code for a protein of 455 amino acids. Gene Ontology annotation, cellular component: transcription regulator complex; nucleus.
GACACGCCAUGCCACAUGCCAGCGGUAACAGGUAACUGCUAACGGCGACGGUUGGCAUCCAUGUUGGCAUCUACCCGCUGCGUGUGUCGGUUCAUAUUGCAUAUUUUAUUUCUCUCUCAUAUCAAAGACUCGUAUGGUUUCGAAGCAUUGUAGCGGGUGGAAGUUGUGACGGACGAAAACAAAAUGAAAAAAGAACAAGAUGAAUUGUUAAUUAAAUUCGUGAGAAGCCAUUCAAUUUUGUAUGAUGCAGCACAUGUAAAUUUUAAAAAUAGUAUUUUAAAGCAUAAAAUUUGGGAGGAGAUUGCUCAAAUACUUGAAAUUUCGGUUGCAGAUGUCAAAAAAAGAUGGAAAUAUCUUAGGGACCACUACAAGAAAAAAGAAAAAGACAUUGCCGCAGGUCAGGCAAUAAACCAAUGUACAUGGGAGUAUAUGUCCCAAUUAAAAUUUCUUACGCAAGUUCAGUCACAGAGAAGUACUACAACUAACGAAGAAGUAAGCGUGGAACUUCCCGCAGAUUUAAAUACUCAAAAUGAGCCAGAGGCUGAAGAACGUACACCGGAGACACAAGACAUUGUAAUUGUAGAGGAGUCUCAAGAUCUGUCAGAGACUCAGUUCUCGUUCUCAGACACGCCAGCGGCAACAGCUAGCGUCGACGGUUGGCAUCUACCCGCUGCGUGUGUUGGUUCAUAUGGCUUCGAAGCAUUUCAACGGAUGGACUUUAUGACGGACGAAAAUAAAAUGAAAAAAGAACAAGAUGAACUGUUAAUUAAAUUGGUGCGACGCCAUUCAAUUUUGUAUGAUCCCGCACAUGUCAAUUUUAGAAGUAAUAUUUUAAAACAUAUAGUUUGGGAGGAGAUCGCUAAAAUGCUUCAAAUUCCGGUUGCAGAUGUUAAAAAAAGAUGGAAACAUAUUAGGGACCACUACAAGAAAAAAGAAAAAGACAUUGCCACAGGUCAGGCAAUAAACCAACGUAAUACAUGGGAGUAUAUGUCUCAAUUAACAUUUCUUACGCAAGUUCAUUCACAGAGAAGUACUGUAACUAACGAAGAAGAAGAAGCAAGCGUGGAACUUCUCGCAGAUUUAAAUACUCAAAAUGAGCCAGAGACUGAAGAACGUACACCGGAGAUUCAAGACAUUGUAGAAGAGUCUCAAGAUCUAUCGGAGACUCAGAAAAGCACCGAGGACAAUUUAGAUAGUCAACAAUCUUUCAGUCCCUCGACAAAAAAGUUAAAAACAUCUGAUGAAAAUGCUUUGGUCAGUAUUUUGGAAAAGAGACAGAAAGUUAGGGAUCAGUUGUUUGGAAAAAUUUUAACGCAGACAGAAAUUGUACCAGAAAAGUCUGCUAUUCACAAAUUUUUUGAGUGCAUGGCUGAUACGGUUUCAAACUUUCCACCACAUCUUAUUGCUGAAACUAGGUUACAAGUUUGUAAAAUAGUAACAGAGACGGAAGUGAAAAUCCAUAAUGAGCAGUGGCGUACUACUGCGACAGCAUCAUUUCCACCAACUUCGUCAGGAACACCAAUGCAGUCAAAUGACUCAUGCGAUAGUUGACUACUUACGCAGAUUUAGUUUUUAAGUUUUGUAUUUAAGAUUAUGUAAAUAUCCUGGCGUAAAAUAAAGUUCUACCGUUAUACAGGGUAUCCAGAAACUCUACCGACAAACGAAGACAGGAGAUUCCUCACAUACUUUUAAGACAAUUUAACCAAAUCCACCUAGUCCGAAAAUGCUUCCUAAGGGAGCUAGAGCUCUUUGAAGAUGGCGUCAUGUAAUUAGUUUUUCUUAAAUACCUCCAGAACGCUUCUAUCUAGAAAAACGAAAAUUUGUAUACUUAUUUACUUUCCAGAAAUGAAGUGAUUCCAUCCAUUGCGAAUUUCUAGUGCCGGUCAUAGGCGUCCAUUUUGGGUAGGGCAACGGUUAUUUUAUCGCAUAACUUUUUUGUCUUAACUUUUAAGAAUUUUUGAUACUGGAAUAUUAAAUUGUGAGGUAUUCUAGUACUAAAAGGUACUCUUACUUUAAGUCGGUAGGACACACCGUUUUCUAGAAAAAUCGAUUUGAAAGUUUUUAGUUUUGGAAAUUUGAAAAAAAAAUUGAAAAAAAUUAAAAAAAAACGAUGUAUUUUACCAACUUAAAGCAAGAGUAACUUUUAGUACUCGAAUAUCUCAUAAUUGAAUAAUCUAGUGUCAAAAAUACUUAAAAAUUAAAGACAAUAAAGUUAUGUUAUAAAAUAACUGUUGACCUAACCAAAACGGACGCCUAUGACCGUUUCUAGAAAUUCGCCAUUAAUGAAAUCGAUUAAUCUUUGGAAUAUAAAUAAAUGUACCAGUUUUCAUCUUUCUAAAACGGUGUAUCCUAUCGACUUAAAGUAAGAGUACCUUUUAGUACUAGAAUACCUCACAAUUUAAUAAUUCAGAGUCAAAAAUGCUUAAAAAUUAAAUACAAAAAAGUUAGGCGAUAAAAUAACCAUUGCCCUGCCCAAAACGGACGCCUAUGACCGGUACUACAAAUUAGCAAUGGAUUGAAUCGAUUCAUUUCUGGAAAGUAAAUACGCAUACCAAUUUUCGUUUUUAUAAAUAGAAGCGUUCUGGAGGUAUUUAAGAAAAACUAAUUACAUGACGCCAUCUUCAAAGAGCUCUAGCUCCCUUAGGAAGCAUUUUCGGACUAGGUGAAUUGGGUUAAAUUGUCUUAAAAUUAUCUGAGGAAUCUCCUGUCUUCGUUUGUCGGUAGAGUUUCUGGACACCCUGUAUAUACGCACAGAAAAACUUAAUACUAUAUUCACAGUAUUUUUAAAAAAUACUCGACGGACGUUUUGCUUAGCCACUCUCAGUGUAGUGGUUUUAAAUAUUUUCUUGUGAAAUUAAUACUAAAAUUCCAAUUAACCAUUUGGUCAUUUAUAUUGCUAAAAUAACUUUUAACUAGCUCAAUGUUACUGCUAAGUUUUGAAACGGUGAAAUAGGUUUGAGUAUCUAUUUGUUGAUUUUGGCGAAAGGUCAAGUUCAAUUAAAUUUAACACUGUUUCAAACUGUUUUUUGGAUAGUCGAAAAUAUUAGUAUGAAUUUAGUUACUGAAACUACCUGAGGAAUGGACAGAAGCAAUAUUAUGCCCUAUUCACAAAAAGGGAAAUAUGGCUGAAUGUCAGAAUUUUCGAGGCAUAGCCAGUGGCGUAGCUGACAGGCCCGGAGGGCCCGCAAGGCGGGAGGGUCCGACAUUAGGAGGGGCCCCAUAAAGCCUUCAAGCUUAAUACUUCUACUUUCUUAAAUUUGGGACCAAAACUUAUUUUCCUAAUAAGCAUCAAAAUAAUAACUAGAAGUGGCAACUCCGCAUCACUGCCAGCACUGUGUCUUUAUUACUGGGAAUCCCCGGUUGUAGCGGAGAACAACCGUCCGAUUGAAUUCGGCAAAAUGCAAACGCAGCAUUAACUUAUCCAUUUCGGUUUCGCGUUUCGCCUCAUGUUAUG